AUGGAUUCUCCUUAUCAAAUAAUUCCUUAUUGUAUACGUUCAUUGAGUUUUUCAUACAAUUCUCUGGUCAAUAACGAAACACAUAUUAUUCAUGGAACAUCAAUUACAUUUGAAACAUUGCAACAAAAACAUAUAACAAGUCAACAGUUAUAUUUAUCAUUUGCACCUAUAGAUGUUGUUGAAAGAUAUCAAGCUUUUCUCGAAAAUGCACAUUCGUCUUUGUCGAAACAAAUAUUUUAUAAUUGCUCUGCACCAUGGUUUGGUGAAUUUUGUCAAUAUACAUUUAAUCCGAAAUCAAACUUUGAAGAAUUUGUAUCAUCUUUUGGCCGUCGUUAUCCAGCCGGCUACCCAUUUCAGAAUGGAUCAUGUUAUACAUUCUUACAAUGUGAUCGAGGUCCAAAACCGUCUUGCCUCGACUGGAGAGAAAUAUGCGAUGGAAAGAUCGAUUGUUUGGAUGGAGGUAACGAUGAAUUUGGUUGUGAAGAAUUAAUUGCAAGUGAAUGUAAGGAGGAUGAAUUCCGCUGUAACAAUGGGUUUUGCAUUCCAAAAGAAUUUUUUAACGAUGCUGUGAGGCAUCCGGAUUGCAUGGACCGUUCAGAUGAACGAAGUCGUGCUGACAACAUCGAUAAUGAUCUGCGUGAUUGCAACUCAGCUCCAUCAUUCAGGUGUGAAGAGAGAACAUGUCGAAAUGAACGAUUUCUUUCGUGUGGUGAUGGUGAGUGCACUAUGAGAGAAUGCCAUAAUAACCGUAGUCUUCUACUAUUACAAGCAAAAUUAUCAUGGGAUGCGAAUUCUCAUUUAUCUUUUGAUUGUUGGACAAGUUUGAUUUGUUUGAGCGUUUCUUUUGUUAAUCAUUUCGGUCUCGUUGAUAAAAUGAAAUGUGCAGACAAAUAUGUUAGUGAAAGUCUUUUUCAACAACGUUGUCCGACAUUUUUCUUCUUUCCUGCUCAACCGAUGGUGCUGAGUCAUGUACGUUUUGCCUAUGCAAAGAACUUCUCAAAUGAAUAUCGACAUAAUCUUCUUUUACCUCAUUAUGUAUGUUACAGUCAACAAUUAUGUGAAUGGCUACCGGCUACUGUAUUGAUAAACAAUUCAACUUGUCGAACUUUUUCUGAAUUGAACUUAGAUAAAGCGUUGGACUCAAGAGAAUCUUUAGAAAAUAUUAUAUUGAAGUUUUUCCUCAAAUGUUCGACUACAACGAAUACAUAUGUUCAGUGUCCGAAAUCGAAACCAUUUCGAUGCGCAAAUUCGUCAAAAUGUCUCUCCUUAAGCCGAAUUCUCGAUGGUAUUCCAGAUUGUUUCCUAGGAGAUGAUGAAACCAUCACAAAUAGUUGUUCAUUACCCGAUGUCGACUAUCGUUUUCGAUGCUCUUCCGAACAGAAGUGCGUUCCUAUGAGUAGUGUUGGUAGUGGAAUACAAAUGUGUGCCGGUAAAGAAGAUUUGGCCAUAGGUAUUAACGUUAAAGGAAAAGCACGUAAUCAUUUGUUCUUUUCAAUACUUUGCGAUGGUUUUGUUGACCAUAACCUGAUUGAUGGACUCAACUACACAGAUGAAAUGGACUGUGAAUACUGGUCUUGUAGCAAUGUAUAUACACGGUGUAAUGACCGUGGGACAUGGAAUUGUCGCAAUGCAGCCGAUGAAGCUAACUGUCCUUCCAAUCCAUGCCGUCCAGAUCGUCAUCCUUGCAUAUCACUGAUUACCCACAAUUUUACUUGUUUACCUCUAUCACAAAUUAACGAUGGUCAUAUUGAUUGUUUAGGUGGCUAUGAUGAACUUCAUUCUUGUUCACUAAACCCUAGUUUACCAUCUGCUAAACAAUACCGUUGCUCCAAUGAAACUAAAUGCAUUAGUCAUAUGGAUGUGUGCAAUUCACAAAAAAGAAACUGUAUUUCAAGUGACAACGAAGAUCAGUGGUGUGCACAACUCUUAAAUUGGCCAGAUUGGUUCAAAAACUUUUCUCCUUCCACCCCAUCACACACUUUCGAUUUUAAUUUAUAUUUAUUACAGUUAAUAGAAAGUCCAAUCAAACAGCAUACAGUCUAUUUUACACUGAAAAAUCAUCGAAACUAUCCUCGUAUCGAUGUUAUCAGCAAUGAAGAUAAUUCCCUUGUGACAACAUCUGUCGACAGUGUUUCUUCUGAUGAAUUCAAUAUCGACUGGGAUCAAGAACCGAUCAAUUAUAAUAUAGAUGCACUUUGUAAUAGUGGGAUUCCAAUCUACAUUAAUGAUUUAAAAGAAUACUAUUGUCUGUGUCCACCAGCCUAUUUUGGAUAUCAAUGUGAAUACCAAAGUCAACGAGUGAGUCUUACAUUACAAUUUCUAACAGGUGAACGGCGAACAAUGUUCACUUUUGUUAUGAUGCUUAUUGAUGAAAAUGCAAAUAUACAUUCUUCGGAACAAAUUGACUACAUUUCAAUACGUAAUUGUCGAAAAAAAUAUAAUUUCUAUCUUCUCUAUUCAACACAACCUAAAAAUUUCAAUCAUACAUAUUAUGUACGCAUCGAUGUUUAUGAUCGAUUAAAAAUGAAAUAUUAUGUAAGCAUAUACUAUCCUAUUCAAUAUUCAUUCUUACCAGUACAUUCUCUUGCACUACGAGUAGAUAUUCCUAUACGAGAAGUUAUACCUAUACCAACUACUUGUCCAUUAAAAUGUUUGCAUGGACAAUGUAGAUAUUUUUUAAAUUCGGAUAAAUAUUUUUGUCAAUGUUUUGAUGGUUAUUCUGGAAUGUUAUGUACCAUUAAGAAUUCUUGUGAUUGUUCAUCAGAUUCGAUUUGUAUCGGAGUUGUUCAAAAUCGAUCGAUAUGUAUUUGUCCUCACGGUAAAUUUGGACCGCGUUGUUAUUUAAAAAAUACAGUGUGCAUUUCGAAUCCUUGUUUGAAUAAUGGUCGAUGCAUUGCUGGUGAUGAAAAGUUUACUGAAACUGAAUACUAUUGUCUUUGUCCAGAAGGUUUCAUGGGUGUUAUUUGUGAAGAAACACAGACUAAAAUCGAAUUUAUUUUUGAAAAGACAAUACCUAUUCCACAAUCAAUUCUUAUUCAUUUUUUUUAUGUGUCAUCAAGACCUCGUCAACCUGCAGAGUCUCAUCUUGCUGAUCCAAUACGAACAACUCUUAUAUCAAAAAUUAAAUCCUAUGAACAUUCAGCUUUUAUUUAUUAUGGAGGAAUAUUUCAUCUGAUAUUUGUCGAAUUCAAUGAACAUUAUUAUCUAGCUUUCCUUCAACAAAAUUCUACACCAACGAUGAAUAUUUCAAUAACAAUUAUUCCUGAUCAUCAUUGUCUAUCAAUCAAAGAAUUGUUUGAUGAACAUAUUCAAGCCUUGCCACGGUGGCAUCGAGCCAAAUAUUAUCAUCUUCCAUGUCAAAAACAUGCAAGUCUUGCCUGUUUCUAUGAUAACGAUUAUUUCAUGUGUCUAUGUGAUAUUGAUCGAAAUGCAAAUUGUUUCAAAUUUGACUAUAAACCAGUUUACAAUUAUUUAGGAUGGAAUUAUUGUGAAAAUGAUGGUCAAUACUAUCUCGAUAAUAAUACUUGUCCAACAUCAUCAUCAUGUUUUUGCAAAGAAUGCUAUUUUGGUAGUCGAUGUCAUUUGACAACGAAAGGAUUCGGUCUAUCACUGGAUGCUAUUCUUGGUUAUAGUAUUUGGCCUAAUUUUCCUUUCUCGCAACAACCGACCAUAGUGAAGCUGUCUACAGCUGGAACAACCUUGAUAUUUGUAAUUGCCAUUGUCAAUGAUAUAUUGUCUAUAGUCACUUUUCAAACAAAACGGUCGCUUGACCGAGGUUGUGGUGUUUAUCUACUUGCAUCAUCAAUUACCUCUUUUGUUACAAUGACAAUAUUUGCCGCAAAAUUUGUUGUACUUCUUCUUUCUCAUAUGUCAAUAAUUAGUAAUUAUUCUUUUCUCAAAUCGAGUUGUAUCUGUUUAGAUAUGCUCUUGAAAUCACUUUUGGCCAUCGGAGAUUGGCUAAAUGCUUGUGUGAGUAUUGAACGAGUAUUAACCAUUCGGCUCGGAAUCAAAUUCAAUAAAUUAAAGAGUAAACAAAUCGCUAAAAAAGUUAUCUUUGGAAUAUAUCUGUUAGUCUUUGCAAGUUUUAUUUAUGAUUCGGUUUAUCGGCGUUUACUUGAUGACACAGAAGAACAACGUAUAUGGUGUAUAGUUCGUUAUCCAUCAUCUGUACGAAUAUUUGCCACAUUUAAUAACAUUUUUCAUUUUCUUGUACCUCUUUCUAUCAAUGUCAUUUCAAUUGUAUCCAUAAUUAUCCUGAUAGCUCAACAAAAAUCGAAGAUUCGUAAACAACAGCCCUAUAAACAACAUUUAUGGGAACAAUUUCAUGAACACAAGCAUCGAUUAUUGAGCUCAUUUAUUCUAGUCAUCAUUGCUCUGCCUCGUCUAAUUAUUUCACUUAUUUCCAAUUGUUUGAAAUCUGCUCGCAAUUCUUGGCUAUUUGUCUGUGGUUAUUUUAUUUCAUUUAUUCCACCAUCACUUACAUUCAUAAUUUUUGUUCUCCCAUCUGAAUUCUAUCGAAAAGAGUUCAACGAAGCAACUACUCGUAUUAGAAACAUGAUUCAAACUCAAUUUCGACGCAAAUAA
Molecule: messenger RNA, 4584 nt
Organism: Rotaria sp. Silwood2
Lineage: Eukaryota; Metazoa; Rotifera; Eurotatoria; Philodinida; Philodinidae
Source: the annotation of a GenBank genome assembly